AUGGCUGCAUCAGCUCAGCAAACUGAGCUGGUUUUUGAAGUCACCAGCAACAAAGAGGACAGUGAACAACAGCUGGCAGAUCCUUCGACUUUCCCUGCAGUAAUUGUCGAGCAAAUGCCACACACCCACCUACUCAACUACUCAGGUCUGGCUUGCGAGGAGCCGAUGACAGAUGGUCACCUGGGGGCAGUGCUAGAGCAAGAGACAGUUGAGGAUAUCUCCUUGACAGUGGCAGCAUAUCCAAGUGGUGAUGAAGACAACAUGGAGACAGUAGAAGCUGCAGAGGCCUUGCUCAAUGCAAACUCACCAGGUUUAAUGUCUUUGGAUGAAAAGCAGCUCACUCACAUGCUGGUGCCGUCUCUUGGUGAGGUCAUCACCACCCCAGUUUCUCAGGUAUCUCUGUUGGCAGAUGGAAUUGUGGGCCAACAGCAGAGGUUCCAGAUCCAGAGAGGAAUCACAUCUGAAAUGGUUGCUCAGCAACCGAAGACCAAAAGAGGGAGAAAACCCAAACGACCAAGGUCAGAAUCCCCAAUGCCUGACAUCACGAUUAAAAAGAGCAAGGAUAGCAAAGGAAACACACUGUACCUGUGGGAGUUCUUGAUGGCUUUGCUUCAGGAUAAGAACGCUUGUCCUAGGUAUAUUAAGUGGACCAACCGAGAAAAGGGAAUUUUCAAGCUCGUGGACUCCAAAGCAGUGUCUCAGUUAUGGGGCAAACACAAAAACAAGCCAGACAUGAAUUACGAGACCAUGGGCCGAGCUUUGCGAUAUUACUAUCAGCGUGGGAUCCUGAAUAAAGUCGAAGGUCAGAGGCUGGUGUAUCAGUUUGCAGAGUUGCCAAAAAAUCUCAUGUACGUUGGCGGCGAUGACGACGAAGGAGACGGUAACGAUAACGGUCCUCAAUUCGACGACGACGGCGACAAUCCUUCUGGUAACCAGACAAUCAACGAGCGGGUCUCCUUUGAGGUCCCUGUGGUUGCCUCUCCAUCAAAAAUCUUAGCUCCAACAAAGCAGGCAGUACAGGGCUCCAGAGGGCAGCCCAGCCGGCGUGUGGUCAAUGGAGGUCAACGCAGCGGAGCAGCCCAGACAGAUGUAAAAUCAGGGACCACUAGGGUAGGUCGGCCUUUGGGCCUGAUCCAACAGCAGCACCUGCCAAUUGUGUCGGCGGAGAUGCUGCGGACACUUCAGAACGUACAGUCCAUCCAGCCAGGCCGGCACGGCUCAGUCUUCCGAACGGCCCAGCUCCUGGAAAGCCUCCGUGACAAGCAGGCAAGCAUUCCGAUCUCGCAGGAAGCUAGGUUUGAUGUGCUGGGUGAUCAGACAGAGGGCCAAGCAACCCAAAUUGUGACAUUACAGUUGGUUCCUGUCACACCUACAGGGCAAGGAAUAGAUGCCUCAGGGAACGUGAUAACGUCACCCCAGUUCAUUAUGCAGACCAUCCCCGCCUCAGAACAGGUCACUCUAGUUAUGGAGAAUGUAACUGUGAACGAGCAGUCGCCAGAUCUUCAGCAGACAGAGAUCAUUUGUGAAGAGGAAACAGCAGUUACAUCCAUUCCAGUGUCCGGAAGUGCCACUGCCCCGUUGGUGACAUUAGUCGGGGGAGGACAGCAGUUAGUGACUCAACCUCCAGGCACAGUUAUUCACUCGGUUGUCACAGCAACUGAGUCUAAACAGACUUCAGAAGCUGGAAGUGGGAACACAGAGGACAAAGAAGCAUCAGGGACCACCCAAGCUAAUGAUAAAUCCAAAACAUACCAGGAAGAUGAGCAGGCUGUGAAUGUGGAUCUGGAAGCCCACACUGAGAUGAAGAUGGAGCCUCUCAGCGUGAUGAUAAUCAAUGAUUCUUGGGUGGGCUACAGUUCUAACAAAGAAACCGCUGAGUCCUGAGGUUAAAUCCGGGACAGAUCUUGAUUCUGCCAUCGUUUGGAUGUUCCAAGAUUGACUGAAAUGAAAUUUGUAUUCGUCACAUUCCCUAUAUUCCUAUGAGCUUGUACAUGCACUGGGAUAUACUGCAA
This is a messenger RNA of Chanos chanos (milkfish), 2012 nucleotides long. RefSeq names its product ETS-related transcription factor Elf-1-like. Lineage: Eukaryota; Metazoa; Chordata; Actinopteri; Gonorynchiformes; Chanidae. The transcript is spliced from 7 exons. Gene Ontology annotation, biological process: regulation of transcription by RNA polymerase II; cell differentiation. Bases 1 to 1884 code for a protein of 627 amino acids. The record is from RefSeq and is a predicted model, not a curated record. Gene Ontology annotation, cellular component: nucleus. Gene Ontology annotation, molecular function: sequence-specific DNA binding; DNA-binding transcription factor activity, RNA polymerase II-specific.